AUGCUGCCAACUGAAGUGAAAGAGGAAGUGAAGUCGGAGGAUGAGGGCUCGAAGACGGCUGCAGCUUCGUCGUCGAGGAAGGAGGCGAGCGGCGGGGGCGGCCGAGGAGCUGACCCAGAGGCGGCAGGGCGCAGGUACAAGGAGCUGGCUGACCGCGUGGAGGGCCGGUGCACCAUCGGGAAGAGUGCGGCGAACCAGGAGCACCGCCGCCUCUUGGACCAUGCAGCGCGCGCCCUAGCGCGGGCUCAGGAGCUGCGGCCGCAGGUGCUUGAGGAAGGGCACGGCGGAACCGCCACGCCCGAUGGGUCAGGAGCGGAGAUGCCCAGCGAGCCCGGCAAGGAGAGUUCGCUCAGUGCCCCCUCGUCCUGCACGGGGCGCAGGCGUGUCGAGUACCCGCGUCAGGGAGCCCUUGCCGAUGCCGUCACCGAGGACGAGGGAGACGAUGAUGGGGCUGCGAGCCCUGUCGACUCGGAGCUACAGGCGGAGUCGAUGGAAGCCGACGCUGGCACGAGCAGCGAGGCCAGGAUGGCCGCGCUGAGGGCCCGGGCCAUCCAGAUCAAGCGCGACGAGGACGACGCGGCGGAGAUGGAGCGCCCGGCCUACGCGCCGCUGCCCGGUGAGGACGUUGAGAUCGACCCGCGGGCGGUCGCGCGCUUCCUGGCGGACAGGCCUGAGCUGCUCGACGAGUUCGUGGAGGCGCAGCCGCCCGCGAUCUGCUGGCGCCUGUCGGACCACGGGGGCGGCGCGAACUACCUCGGCGACUCCAUGAGCCCAGCAUCGGCCAUCGCGCUGAGCAAGGCGGUCUACGGCUACGAGGUCGCGAGCGCCUACUUCCGCACGUACCACAAUGUCACCGCGGACACCUUCUCCAGGGUCGAGGACGAGGAGGCAGUGGAGCUGGCCAGGUGCAAGGAGCUGUCUGACCGCGUGGAGAGCCGGCGCGCCAUCGGGAAGAGUGCGACGAACCAGGAGUACCGCCGCCUCUUGGACCACGCAGCGCACGCUCUAGCGCGGGCUCAGGAGCUGCGGCCGCAGGACGAGGCAGGUGACGGCGACACCGCGAGCCCUGUGGAUUCGGAGCUGCGGGCGGAAUCGAAGGAAGUCGAUGUGAGCGCGAGCAGCGAGGCCAGGAUGGCGGCGCUGAGGGCCCGGGCCAUCCAGAUCAAGCGCGACGAGGACGUCGCGGCGGAGGAGGCGGAGGAGCGCCCGGCCCACGUGCUGCUGCCCGGCGAGGACGUCGAGAUUGACGCGCGGGCGGUCGCGCGCUACCUGGCGGACAGGCGGAGCUCUAGCAGCGCGGGCCCAGGUGAGGAAAGAGUGUACGCCCACCUCGAAGCCAUGGAUCCACCCGAGUCGUGGUUCGAGCGCCGCCUGGUGGACCGCCACAAGGUCAACAUGCGCUUCUUCGACAUGUUCGCGAAGCCGAAGUCGUUCUUCCCCCACGAGCUGAAGCCUGGGGACACCAUCCGUGCGUUCUACAUGCAGCCAACAUUGUCCGACAAACCGGACGGCGAGAUCAUCCCGAACAUCCCUUGGCCGCUGACGAGCAUGAAAGAGAUCUACAUCGAUGGCAUUAUCCUCCGCUUCAAGGGCAUCUACCACGGCCGCACGAUGACCGUGCGCACCAUGGUGGGCAGAAGCGCGGAACAGAUGGGCGUGGAAGUUACGAUUCCCAUACACUCGCCGCUCCUCACGAAGAUAGAGGUUCUCCGCCGCGGCUACAUCGGCCGUAACAAGAACGCGUACUUCAUUCGCGCCAUGAUUGGCAAGAAGAAUGUGAUCCCCUUAGACAAGGAGAGGACGGAGAUGGACAAAUUGUACCAGAACCUCAAGGAUGACAGACGCGAGGACGAGAUACCCGAAAAAGAGUAUCCGACUGCGGAGUGGGAAUCGUACCCGCUCCCCACCUGGUGGCAAGACACAGAGCUGUGGGACGAGGCCAACUACGACCCCGACAUGUUCGACGACAGGUCCCGCUACGAGAAGGAGGUGUUGGGCGCGCACAGGCAGCGCAUCCGGCCCGUCAUCCGCACGGGCGAGACCGGGGGCAAGAAGGAGAAGGUGGGCAAGCGGUGAGCAUCUGCGCGGCCAGCGCGCGGGCACCUCCGUGCGGGCAGGGGUCGUCGGCUGUCGGACGAGGCGUCUCGCUGUGCUCGCAAGCAGACCCUGGCCCAGAACGGGCGGGCAAGGAUAUGCGGAAAAUCUCAUCCCCAACUGCAAGUGCCCUACCC
Molecule: messenger RNA, 2231 nt
Organism: Prorocentrum cordatum
Lineage: Eukaryota; Dinophyceae; Prorocentrales; Prorocentraceae
Source: the annotation of a GenBank genome assembly